This is a messenger RNA of Trichophyton benhamiae CBS 112371, 771 nucleotides long. RefSeq lists its product as uncharacterized. The transcript is spliced from 2 exons. Lineage: Eukaryota; Fungi; Ascomycota; Eurotiomycetes; Onygenales; Arthrodermataceae. Bases 1 to 771 code for a protein of 256 amino acids. The record is from RefSeq and is a predicted model, not a curated record.
AUGGCAGUCGAUUAUAGACAUGGAGUUGCAAUCUUCAGCCUAAUCGUCUAUCUCCCUUGCUUCUUCAUUGCAGUUUAUAUUGCACUACGACAUGGCUUCGCCAAGUCAGCAGGAUGGUACUUUCUCGUCGUGCUCUCCUUGGUCCGCGUUAUCGGUUCAUGCUUGGAGUUGGCAACCAUAGCAAAUCCCUCCGAAGGUCUUAUUAAGGGGGCGGCGGCGUUAAACAGAGGCCGGAAGGGAAUUCCCCCCAUCGUAUUCCGGGUGGUCGGGCUCCUGGUGUUACUCGGCCUUAUUCUCAGCAUCGUCGGUAUCAACAGCCAGGAGGAUGGUGCCAUGUCAUACAAGCCAAACGCAAAGAGCAAAGCCGCCAUCUGCGUUACUCUCGGAGUCUGGGUUAUCACCGUCGGUUUAGCCUUUAUUAUUAACGGUAACAAGCACAACCUUCCCGCUGGAGAAAAGAGACUCCUGCUUGCAGUUGCAAUCUCCCUCCCAUUCAUCCUUAUCCGCUUGCUAUACAGCUUGAUCAGCGCUUUUAGCCAUAGUCGCAGGUUCAGCGCUGUUUCCGGCAAUGUUACCAUCUACUUGGUCAUGGCUGUGCUGGAAGAGAUGGUCGUUGUUAUCACUUGCCUUGGCGUUGGAAUUACCCUACAGCCAGACGGAGUUGCAGCAUACAGGGGUGAGCCUGCAUCAGCCGAAGAAGAGAUGAAGGUUUUCCAAGAAGCGCGUGACAAUGGGUAUAGACAAAGCGUUCCUGCUCCUUCUACCCGUUGA